Scomber japonicus (chub mackerel) is the source of this 916-nucleotide messenger RNA. RefSeq names its product mitochondrial ribosomal protein S10 (gene mrps10). Lineage: Eukaryota; Metazoa; Chordata; Actinopteri; Scombriformes; Scombridae. The coding region runs from base 41 to 652 and encodes 203 amino acids. The transcript has 7 exons. Gene Ontology annotation, molecular function: structural constituent of ribosome. The record is from RefSeq and is a predicted model, not a curated record. Gene Ontology annotation, cellular component: mitochondrial small ribosomal subunit; ribosome; mitochondrion. Gene Ontology annotation, biological process: translation.
GCACUAACAAAACGUGUUUUCCUUUAAUACCUGCAAAAACAUGGCUGCUCCCGUGGUGUUUGGGCGAGAUGUACUCUCCCUGGCAAGGAUACUGACUGGAAUAUCACAUUUGGGACCAAGAGCUUUGAGCGCUUGUCCAGGUCACAGGAAAUGUAAUAUAAUCCGGUCUCGCCUCCCUUUGACACCAUGCACCUCCUUCCACACAGCAACAGUGUUUUCAUCAGUACCCUCACCAAUCACUGUCACAGAAGAUCCUGACACACUGUUACAGAAGGUGUCCGUGCUGGUCAAAGGUCAUGACAGUGCCGUCUUGGACAGCUACGAGUUCUUUGCCACCAUGGCAGCGAAAGAGCUGAACAUCAACAUCAGCAAAGUCUUUGAACCCCCCAAGGAGAUGGAUAGGUUGACACUCUUAAAGUCAGUCCACAUCUUCAAAAAACACAGGGUCCAGUAUGAGAUGAGGACACACUACCGGUGUAUUGAGUUGUCUCAUUUGACUGGCUCCACAGCGAAUGUGUACCUUGAAUACAUCCAGAGGAACCUCCCUGAGGGUGUAGCCAUGGAGGUGAAAAAGAGUGCCAUGGAGAAGAUUCCCGAUCACAUCUGUGAACCCAUGAGUGACCUCCUCACUGACGACAAGCCCAGCCAGUGAAACAAGUCUCUUCUUAGACAUCGAAGAAUAUGUUGACAUUAAAAAAGCAAUACUGACGUGACAUGAGCUUGUCAUGGAUUUCUAAACUGCUCAUCACAUUGAACUCAGCAGUGACAUUAUUAUGACAUCAACACAGAGCUGAACACCACAGAAAAAAGUCCUCUCUUCAUGUCAACUUGUAACAGUCUGUCUUCAUUCCUCGUUGUGUUUUUCUUUUAUGUGGAUCAGUGUGGAAUCUGUGUUUUUGUUGCCCAAUAAAUUAAC